CCGUCGCCGAGCCGGCGAAGAGGAGACGACCGUCGUCGGGAGAGAACCGACUGUAAUAGGAGCAACAAUUCUACUGCAGUCCGCCGUCUACGUUCCUCCGAGGCGCUUGGUUGCCCGAACGUGUAUGUUUUGUGUCGAUGUGACCGUGCGUGUGUGUACGUGUGUGCGUUGAGCGCUUGGACGGCGAUGAUGAUCACGCGCAGCCCUCGUAAUGUCAAUAGGAUUUUACGAUAACGUUAAAUAAUAAUAUGAAUGCGGCGUGCCGUUAAAGUCUCCGCCGCAAUAUAAUUUUAUUGUACCGUGAUGUAGAUAAUCGCAAUUCACGAGUUCACGACAUGCAUAAUAGAUUAAGAUAAAUAUGUACCGGAUAAAUUGUUACAUCCCGGAAUACUGAAGUAAAAAUAUCUACAGAUAUGUGAAUAUAGAAAUGUUGUCAAAAUCAUGCCACAAAGAGACCUAUCUGAGGCGGAGCCAGAAAAUGGGUGUGGUGAAGAAGGUUUUAUGGAAAAAGUGCGCGAAUCAAACGCUGCAUGUGAAUCUGGAGACUAUGCGCGAGCUAUACAAUUGUAUAGUGAAGCUCUACGUCACUAUCCUGACAACCACAUUCUAUAUUCCAAUCGGUCUGCAGCUCUGCUCAAGUUGGGCAGGUUUACAGAAGCACUACAUGAUGCCACUUGUGCCCGCCAGGUCAAUCCUAGUUGGCCAAAGGCACAUUACCGAGAGGGUGUUGCUCUACAAUGUUUGGGGAGGCAUGGAGAUGCUCUUGCAGUAUUUAGUACAGGGCUAUCCAUUGAGCCAAAAUCUACUCAGCUAUUAGCUGGUCUUAUCGAGGCUUCUAUAAAGUCUCCUCUUAGAGGUGUAUUAGAGCCUACAUUUGAACAGUUACAAAGCAUUAAUCAUAAUGGAAUAACAUUGGACAAAUCUCCAUUUCUCGUCAUGUCUGUGAUAGGUCAAGAAUUAUUAGCAGCUGGACAGUAUUCAGUGGCUGUAGUUGUCUUAGAAUCGGCACUUAGAAUAGGAACUUGUAGUGCUAAGUUAAGAGGUUCUGUGUUUUCUGCAUUAUCUUCAGCUUAUUGGGCACUAAAUUCUUUAGAUAAAGCAAUUGGAUACAUGCAACAAGAUUUAUUAGUAGCUAAGUCUUUAAAAGAUAUAGCUGGAGAAAGUCGAGCUCAUGGUAAUUUAGGAUCAGCUUAUUUUAGUAAAGGAAGUUACAAAGAAGCACUUACAGCGCAUAGAUACCAAUUAGUUUUUGCGAUGAAAGCCAGAGAAAUGAAAGCUGCUGCAUCUGCUCUUACUAGUUUGGGUCAUGUGUAUACUGCAAUUGGUGAUUAUCCAAAUGCUUUAGCAUCACAUAAACAAUGUGUACAGUUAGUUAAACAAAUUGGGGAAGUUCUUCAAGAAGCUAGAGAGAUUGGAAAUGUCGGUGCUGUUUAUUUAGCUAUGGGCGAAUUUGAAAGUGCAUUGGACUGUCAUAUGCAGCAUUUAAAGUUAUCAAAAAAAUUAGGAAAUAAAGUUGAAGAAGCAAGAGCUUAUAGCAACUUAGGUUCAUCAUAUCACUAUAGGCGUAAUUUUACUCAAGCUAUUAAUUAUCAUGAAAAUGUCUUAAGACUUGCACAAGAACUUGGAGACAAAGUGAUUGAAGCCAGAGCAUAUGCUGGACUUGGUCAUGCAGCAAGAUGUGCAGGAAACUAUUCUCAAGCUAAACAUUGGCAUGAAAAACAAUUAGACAUGGCAUUAAAUACACAUGAUAAAGUAGGAGAAGGUAGAGCAUGUUCAAAUUUGGGUAUUGUAUAUCAGUUACUUGGGGCUCACGAGUCUGCAUUAAAACUUCACCAUGCUCAUUUAAAUAUUGCCAAGUCUUUACACGACCGAGCUGCUAUGGGGAGAGCAUUUGGAAAUAUAGGAAAUGCUUAUAGCGCUAUGGGUUUCUAUGAACAGGCAAUUAAAUAUCAUAAACAAGAAUUAACAAUAUCAAAAGAAGUUAAGGACCGAAAUUCUGAAGCAUCUACUCAUGGAAAUCUAGCAGUAGCCUAUCAAUCUUUAGGAGCAUUCGAAAUGGCUCUUUUACAUUAUAGAGCUCAUCUAAAUAUUGCUAGAGAAUUGAAAGAUACAGCUGGAGAAGCUUGUGCUUUAUUGAACCUCGCCAAUUGCUUAAGCACACGAAGUGACUUUUUGCAAGCCAUUCCAUACUAUGAAAACUAUCUAAUGUUAUCUCAGGAAUUACAUGACAUUGAAGGAGAAGCAAAAGCUUGUCAUUUUUUGGGUUAUGCUCAUUACUGUUUGGGUAAUUAUCGAGAAGCUGUGAGAUAUUAUGAUCAAGAUUUAUCUUUGGCCAAAGAUCUCCAAGAUAAAAUGAAUAUGGGCCGAGCUUAUUGUAAUUUAGGUCUUGCUCAUUUAGCAUUAGGCAAUCUUGAAACAUCAUUAGAAUGUCAAAAGUACUUUUUAGCUAUAUCACAUAUGACGAAAAGUCUUCAAGCAAAACUCCGUGCUUUAGGUAAUAUUGGAGAUAUACUUAUUAAAAUGAAUGAUACAGAAGAGGCCCUCAAAAUGUAUCAUCGACAAUUCACGUUAGCCAGACAAAUUAGAGAUACAAAUAUGGAAGCAGCAGCUUGCAGUUCUUUAGGACUAGCUAACAGAUAUAUAAAAUGUUAUGACAAGGCAUUAUCUUACCAUUGCCAAGAAUUGGCUCUAAGACAAGAAGUAAAUGAUUUAAAAGGUGAGUGCUGUGCUCAUGGACAUAUUGGAGCAGUGUAUAUGUCUCUUAGAAAUUAUACCAAUGCAAUAAAAUGUUACCAAUUACAGCUCGAAAGAGCAAAAGAACUGAGGGAUAAUGCAAUUGAAGCUGAAGCUUUUGGAAAUUUAGGUAUAGCAAGGAUGAAUAUGGGAAUUUACGAAGGAGCAAUUGGAUAUUUUGAACAACAAUUAGCUACUCUAGAACAGUUGUCAUCUCAUACAUCUUUAAUAGAUAAAGGUCGAGCGUUUGGAAAUCUUGGCGAUUGUUAUGAUGCAUUAGGAGAUUUUGAUGAAGCUGUUAAAUGUCAUGAACAUUUUUUAACUAUUGCUGUACAACUUCAAAACUUACGAGACCUCGAAAAAGCAUAUGGUUGUCUAGGUCAAUCAUACAGACGAAUUGGACAGCUUGAUCAAAGUCUUGUUUGUUUUGAAAAAAUACUAGUCAUUGCUCAUGAACUUAAUAACUCAGAGAUGAAAGCUUCUGCAUAUGGUGAAUUGGGUUCCAAUCAUGUCAUGAUGGGUAAUUACCAACAAGCAGUAUCCUGUUUGCAAAAUCAAAUAUCAAUAGCUAGAGAAUUAGGUGAUAGAAAUAUUGAAGCAAACGCAGCAUCUGCUCUUGGAUAUGCACAUCAGUUAAUGGCUCAAAAUAGUGUGGCUCUACACUACCAUAAAUUAGAUUUAGAAAUUGGCAAAGAACUUAAUCAACCGUUAUUGCAAUGCAGAGCAUACGGAAACAUUGGAAAUGUAGAAGAAAUUUUAGGAAACUUAAAUGAGGCUAUUAAAUAUCAAGAAGAGCAUUUGUCAAUAGCUAGUCAAAUUGAUGAAAAAACAGCAAAGGCUGCUGCAUAUGGAAGUUUAGGAUCAUUGCAUCAUACAUUAGGGCAUACCAGCCAAGCAGUCAUAUAUCUCACACAAGCUCUACAAAGUAUUGAUAUGACAGGAAAACCAGAUGAAGAAGGCUGCAUUAGAUAUAAACUUGGAAUGGCAUUAUUAGCUGAUGGACAGUCUGAUGCUGCUAGAGGUCAUUUAGAACAAGCGUCUGAAUUGUUAGACAACGCUCUUAACACUAUUACUUUAGAACAUUCUCAUUCUAUUACUCAACUAAGAUUGGAAUGUUACCAAGCUUUACAAACUGUGUUAGUGCAACUAAAUAGAUGUGAGGAAGCUCUUUUAGUUACAGAAAAAUAUCGUAUUAGAGCAAAAAUUUCUAGUCAUAAUACGAGAAUCAAAUCUUCUCCGGAUUACCAUAAAAUAAAUUCUGUAGACAGUAUACUUGAUAUUGUAAAUAAACAAAAAGCUUCAGUUCUCUACUUCAGUAUAGCAUCUGGUUAUUUGUUUUCUUGGCUCAUUAUUCCAAAUAAAGGUGUUGUUAAAUUCCACGAAACUUUAAUUCAAACUGAAAAUGGCAUAGAUAAUCUAUUGACACAGUAUCUCAAAGAUGUGAAAAAUACACUCAAUGUUCAGCAACCAAUAAUUGAUUCAGAUUUGAAUGAAGCUUGUCACUUAGACGAACUAGGAGAUAGACUAGCUCAAGAAAAUGAGCGUAGUUAUUUAAGAAUGGUCAAUCGAAACCAUUUAUAUAACUCAAGUAAUUACAGUUUAAGCAGUUUGUUCAGUGUUGGAAGCUUAGGUGGAAGUACAGUUGGUUCUGCUAGUCGACCAGGUAGCGUAAGAGCAAAAAAAACAAAAGCAUGGCUAAUUCCUGAUAGUCUAAACAAAUUAUACGAAUUACUAAUAGCUCCUUUUGAAGAUUUUCUUUUUGCACCAUGUGCAUCUCAUAGUAAUAAAGGUUGUUCAGGUAGAAAAGAAUUAUUAUUAGUUCUUGAACAAGAUUUAUUGUUGGUGCCAUUUUCAAUGUUACACCCAAAAAUAGAUGACGAUAGUCAUUUAUCUGGAGAAUACUUAAGUGAAAAUUUCAGCUUACUCGUUACACCUUCUUUAAUGAAAUUUAAGGAAAAUCAAAGAGCACAAAAGAAAGCUGGAGUUAAUGAAUCUUCAAAUAUGACCACACUUGUGGUUGGUAACCCAUUACUCCCAAAUUGUGUUAAUGAACAACUUAGUUUAAAUGAACUCCCACAUACAGAACAAGAAGCUAGUAUGGUGGCUGAAAUGUUACAAACAAUACCUUUAAUUAAAGCACAAGCAAAUAAACAUAACAUUUUAGAACAACUAGUCAAAGCAGAGUGCAUUCAUUUAGCUACCCAUGUUAGUUGGGAAUUAUCAGCCAUAAUUUUAUCUCCAGAUGAAAGUGAAACUACUCCACAGUCUGAUAUGAAUAUAUCCGAAGUAUUAUUAACUACAGAAGAUUUAUUAUCUCUUAAAUUAAAUGCACGACUAGUAGUAUUAAGUUGGUCACAUGCAAGAGAUGAUUGGGCUACAUCAAAAGGACUAUACGACCUUACCAAUGGUUUGCUCAUGGCUGGAGCUCAAUGUAUACUUGUAUCUUUGUGGCCAGUGCCAAGUACUGCUGCUAAGAUUUUAUUAAGAGCGUUUUACUCUGCUUUAUUACAAGGAUCAAGAGUUUGCCGUGCGUUAUGUGAUGCAAUGCAAACAGUUCAACACACAAAACAUUUUUCUCAUCCAUCAAACUGGGCUGGAUAUUUUUUAAUUGGUUCAGAUGUACGUUUAUCAAGCAAAGUUGCAUUAAUGGGACAAGCUUUAUGUGAACUAUUAAAAACACCUGACCGAUGUAGAGACGCUUUAAGAGUUACUCUUCACCUGGUUGAAAAAUCUUUGCAACGUAUUCAUCGUGGACAGAAAAAUGCAAUGUACACCACUCAAAAGAGCAUUGAAAAUAAAGUUGGUGAUGUUACUGGGUGGAAAGAACUUCUGCAAUCAGUUGGAUUUCGUUUUGAACCUGCUGCUAAUGGUAUACCAUCUUCAGUAUUCUUCCCUCAAAGUGAUCCCGAAGACAGGUUAACUCAAUGCAGUGCUAGUUUACAAGCGUUACUUGGUUUAAACAGUACUACAUUAAGUGCAAUUUCAAAAUUAAUAUUGACAUCUGAUGUUACGGAUGAUGUAAUUGCUGUCAUAAGGCAUGUAGUCGAACAAUUAAAUAAUAGACUUUUAUCUGAAAAUGAACAGUCAGUUGAGAUGCCAGUUAACGUUAAAUUAUGGCACACUCCUGGAUGUCACGAGCUUUUAGCAUCUCUAGGUUUUGAUUUAAUUGAAGUUGGAAUGGACGAAGUUACACUACGUACUGGUAAACAAGCUAAUAAACGUAGUAUUCAAUUUGUUCUUCAAGCUCUGUUAGCCUUAUUUGAUACACAAGAAGCACCCAAAAGUCUUUCUUUGUGUUCAUCAAGUUCACUUGAAAGUGUAAUAACUGUUGAAGACGAAAGGCAAAAAGAUUCUCCAUUAAAGCCCAUUUUAACAAAUGCACUGCGAGUGUCUGGUAGUAAUGGAUCAGGAGCGUUUACCAGUUAUGUGAGAAAAAGAGGAGAACCAGAUGGUAGAACUGCCUCAGAUGCGUCCACUCAAAUCACUAAGAAUUCUACUGGAGUGUUGAUCAUGCCAACAAUAUUGAGCCGCAGAUCAGGUGGUACUAAUGGUGGCGGGGAAAGUGAUGCUGCAUUUACACCAUCACCACCAGUUCCGGGAUUAGGGGAUGCAUUAAGCAAAACUUUAGCACACCAAACUAAAAUCAGAAAUUUAUACUCUACUCCCGCCAGACCAGACUCAUCAAGUUCAGCUAGCUCUGCAACAGAUUGGGAAGGAAACGGGCACUCUACCAUACUCCGCCGCGGAACUCACUCGCUACCUCCUAUACCCCCGAUUAAAAAACUGCAUAAGGCCAACGACAUUUUGGACAAUAUCGUGGCAGUGGACACGGAACCAAACCAUCAAUCGGACGACGCGGACAAGAUGUCACUGUAUCUAGCGCAAGUGCUGGACAUAUCGGAAAAGGAACCCCCACCGUCUAAGGUGCAGCCAAACGUGGACGUGGUGAACAGCGGGCUGCAGGAUCACAUCAGGACGUCGCAGUUGCGGCAGCUCAAUUACGAACCGAAACCUACGAUAUCAGACGUAUACCAUGAACGAAAAAUUGGACUGGGCCUAGCGCCGUCCCUGCUCAAACUAUUGUCGCUUGACAAACAGCAGAAUCAUCAUCAUCAUCAACAGCAGCAGCAGCACGUCAGCAAGGACAACCGGUCUAGCUGGUUAUCACCGUCCAUGCUGAAGAGGUUCGGUGGUGGAGACAGCGCUCAGGAAACGACGUACGGCGAGUUAAACAAGAGGGACGAGGGCGAUGGCCGAUCCGUCGCCGAAUCUCAGUCGAGCACCGGCAGCUACAAGAAACGGGCCGACCAUCCGAACACAGCCGCCACCGUCGCCUCUGGAAUUCGCAGUUUCGAAAGCCUCGUUGAAGAGGAGAACGGUUCGUGCAAAGAACUGAAAAUCCGUAUCAAGAAAAAAUCGUCUUACGUGCCCCCUCCGCCACCGGGCACGUCAUCAUCUUCAUCUUCUUCUUCUGUUAUCAAACCUGGAUCUAUGACCGACUCGUAACGGACGGUGUUGAUUAGUCGUAAAUACUAAACGGUACAAGUCAUCUAUUUACAUAUUUUGUUUUUCAUUUUAAUCGUUUGUAUAAUAUUUUGUACGUAAAAACCUACUACCGAUGUAUUUAAUUAUAUUAUAGUUGUUUUGUGUAAGUCAUGGGAAUAGAAAUGUUUUCCUUUUAUAGUUAUUACUAUAUUAUAUUAUA
Molecule: messenger RNA, 7438 nt
Organism: Melanaphis sacchari
Lineage: Eukaryota; Metazoa; Arthropoda; Insecta; Hemiptera; Aphididae
Product: tetratricopeptide repeat protein 28
Exons: 30
Coding region: 442-7239 (2265 amino acids)
Molecular function (GO): identical protein binding
Source: RefSeq, a predicted model, not a curated record